Messenger RNA from Dichomitus squalens LYAD-421 SS1, 1317 nucleotides. Its product is annotated as NAD(P)-binding protein. Bases 67 to 1155 code for a protein of 362 amino acids. Lineage: Eukaryota; Fungi; Basidiomycota; Agaricomycetes; Polyporales; Polyporaceae. The record is from RefSeq and is a predicted model, not a curated record. The transcript has 6 exons. Gene Ontology annotation, molecular function: oxidoreductase activity.
CUUUUAUCCACAUCCACGUUCCCCUUGUAGGACUCGCUCUCCAUCCCAACUGCUCCACCCUAGUGCAUGAUGUCCGCAGACCAGGCACAAGUUGCAACAGCCGCGCCCGCGGCGGAGGCUUCCUCUAAGUCAAUCCCGACAACGCAGAAGUCGUGGAGCGUCACCGGAAGCGGCGAUCCCGACAAGGUGCUCAAAUUCGGGGACGUCCCGGUGCCGAAGCAGAAGAAGGGCGAGAUCCUCGUCAAGGUGCAAGCCGCCGCUCUCAACCCAGUUGGAUACAAGGUCCUCAAACUCGUCCCCAGUUUCGUCGCGCGUCGCUCCAAGGCGCACGAGUUUGAUCUCGCAGGCGUAGUCGUGGACGCCAACGGCACCGAGUUCAAGGAAGGCGACGAGAUAUUUGGCGUGAUACCCGUCCUGUCUGUGUUCCUGAAUGGCUAUGGGGCCCUCGCGCAGUACACCGUCCUCCCCGCCCAACGCGCCGUCAUCCGCCCGAAGAACGUCACCCCCACGCAGGCCGCGGGCUUCCCCAUCGCGGGCCUCACCGCAUACCAGUCGCUGUUCACCCUCGCCAAGCUGGAGGAGGGCCAGUCGGUCUUCAUCAACGGAGGUAGCACCGCGGUGGGCUCGUUCGCAAUCCAGCUCGCGAAGGCCGUGGGCGCACGCGUCGCGGUCAGCGCGUCGGGAAAGAACGAGCAGUACGUGAGGAACCUAGGCGCGGACGAGUUCUUUGACUACACGAAGGCCCCGCUACACGAACAGCUCAUCGCGGCAGACCCAAACCCGAAAUAUCACGUCUUCCUGGAGGCGGUGGGGACAGCUGACCCCACACUCUUCGUUGAGAGCGAGAAGUAUCUCGCCCCCGGAGGCGUGUUCCUAUCCGUCGGGCCACAAGGUGGCGGAUGCCUGAGCUUUAUCUGGAAGGUGUUCCUGCAGCCAUCCUGGUUAGGUGGAACAAAGCGGACAUGGAAGCUUGUCUCUCUCGAUGCGAAGAAGAACGAGUUGGAGGCCUUCGCUAAGCUGGUUGAGGAGGGCAAAGUGAAGCCGUUGGUGGAUUCGGUCUUCUCGUUCGAGGAUACGCUCAAAGCAUACGAGCGGAUCAAGACUGGCAGGGCGACUGGAAAGGUGGUUGUGAAGGUGGACCCUACGGCGGAGUGAUACGUAUCGCUUUGUCUUUUAUUCAUACCUUAUGGUUGUCCUGUCUGUGUUGUCCUAGCCUGCGUCGUGUUCGGCGUGUGUUGAAGCGCAACAUGCCUCUAGCAGAUUCCAGCUUUUGCCCUUUUGGUACAGAGCGGAUGCAUGUUUCCUGCAGGCCGGGCC